This is a messenger RNA of Lacerta agilis (Sand lizard), 1494 nucleotides long. It is a transcript of the gene CLIC5, whose product is annotated as chloride intracellular channel 5. NCBI's taxonomy places the organism in Eukaryota, Metazoa, Chordata, Lepidosauria, Squamata, Lacertidae. The coding region runs from base 159 to 1307 and encodes 382 amino acids. The transcript is spliced from 6 exons. The record is from RefSeq and is a predicted model, not a curated record.
UGUCUGUAAAUGAUUGCUGGAAAUCUGUCCCGUGUAACAAUGCAUUCAGAAAGUAUACCACAAACAUUGCUCACUCUCACUGUUUAUCUGUCACGGUUGCCAAGUUGGUUCCAAGUCUCAGAGAUCACAGAAGCAGCUGAUUUAACUCACUGCCCAGCAUGGAAAAUGUGGGAAAUAUAGAGAAUGCUAGGCUCUGUGGAAUUCCAAAUUCAGAGGAAGGGGAACAAGUUUAUGAUCAAAUCAGUGAAGACCGAGCAUGCCUUCCCUUUAAGGCUGUGGUAGACUGCAUGGAUAUGAGAAGUGGAGAGAGCCUGGGAAAUAGCUGUGUGGAUUCUCUGUCAUCUCAGUAUAGCUACAAUGGGAAAGAAGAACGAAAUUCUUUUCGGAGAGAGAUUUUUGCUCUGGAAGGUCAGCAGAUGCAGCUGCUUAGGCCAACACAAAGGGACAAAUGGAGCUCCUCUGCAAAUAAAGCGCCUUCAACCGAUCACAUUCUAAAGAAGAUCCAGAGCACGGCCAGAAAUGCUCAACAUACCAUCAGGUUGCCCUGCAAUAAUAAUUCAGAAGAAAACAACAACUUUCAGAAAGAGGACCUUCAGCUUUUCCUCAUCAUUAAGGCUGGUGUAGAUGGUGAAAGCAUUGGGAACUGCCCUUUUUCACAGCGUCUCUUCAUGAUACUUUGGCUCAAAGGGGUUGUGUUCAAUGUCACCACAGUUGACCUGAAGAGAAAGCCAGCUGAUUUACAUAAUUUAGCUCCUGGGAGCCACCCACCAUUCCUGACGUUCAAUGGGGAAGUCAAGACAGAUAUCAACAAAAUUGAAGAAUUUUUGGAGGAAACGCUUUCACCUCCAAAGUAUCCCAAGUUAGCUGCCAAGCACCGUGAAUCAAAUGCUGCAGGCAUAGAUAUCUUCUCCAAAUUCUCGGCGUUUAUCAAAAACACAAAGCAGCAGGACAAUGCGAGCCUGGAGAGAGGUUUAACAAAGGCUUUGAAGGAACUGGAUGACUAUCUGAGAAAUCCUUUACCUGAAGAGAUAGAUGCAAGUAGCACAGAGGUGGAGAAAGUGUCGAAACGCAAGUUCCUGGAUGGGGAUGAGCUGACUCUUGCCGACUGCAACCUUCUGCCCAAACUUCAUGUUGUCAAGGUUGUAACGAAGAAAUAUCGAAACUAUGAGUUUCCAGCAGAAAUGACGGGACUUUGGCGAUACCUGAAAAAUGCUUAUGCUCGGGAUGAAUUCAUCAACACUUGUGCUGCCGACAAAGAAAUUGAAAUAGCUUAUGCUGAUGUAGCCAAGCGGCUCAGCAAAUCCUAAUCAAAAUCUAUUUCACUGGAUGGCUGGAAAUAAACUUAUCUGUUCCCUAGAGAAAAUGGAAGGUGGCAAUGCAGAAGAGGAAACGUUACUUCUGAAAUGUGUACUAAUUUGCUGGAACAAAUUUUAUCAUUUAUGACCAGUGUUUUGAAAUCACCAUGUUUGAUUAAAUAGCCUCCUGCUAACAGUA